GGAUAAGCUACCCAUUUAAGGUAUGCUGCAGGUCUUGCGUGCGAAGGAUGAUUUGUUUAUAAAAGUGCUUGCCUCGCAGAAGUCAAGCUAUGGUACCUCCAGCCAUCCUCUUCUUCAUAUCCUUGGCAGUUCUCCUCCAUCGCUGAUCUCUCCAUCUGACCCGCUGUACAAAGUUAGAAGCUCUGUCGAUCUCAAAUCAAUUGCAAUCAUGGCCCCCAAGACCCUCCUGCUCGCCCUCGGCGCCGCCAACUUUGCGUCUGCUCAUUUCGGUCUCGCAUACCCCUCAUGGCGCGCUGAUACCCUCAGCGGAACGAACCUGACGGGUUACUCUCAGUGGACUUACCCUUGUGCCGGCGUCCCCUAUGGCAGAGGCAACGUCACAGACUGGCCCCUGGACGGCGGCUCCAUCGAGCUCGACCUGCACCACGACUGGACCUACGUCUUCAUCAACCUCGGCCUCGAGUCCGGCGGCAACGUCACAACGCACAACAUCACCCUGACCCCGCAGUUCUGGAACGCUACUGGCUCCGGCACCCUCUGCGUUGAGAAGCUUGCGCUGCCGACGCCCGCAAAGGAUGGUCAGAGGGGAAGUAUCCAGGUUGUUACUGUUGGCGAGUCUGGAUCUGGACUCUACAACUGCGCCGACAUCCGCUUCACCUCAAACGCCACCACCCUCCCCUCGGAUCAGUGCAAGACGGAGGGCGUAACGGUCCACACGAUCAAGGAGCAGAGCGCCAACGGAACCAACAGCACCAGCGGGAACAGCACCGGCAACUCCACCUCCGGGAGCGGUUCCAGCGGCGCAGCAGGCAGCGGAGCCCACAUGCUCGCUCUCUCGUCGGUCGUUGGUCUCAGCAUGGCAUUUGUCUUCGGCAUGAGCCUGUAAGACUAUGUACCGGCCGCGGAGAGCGACACGGGGAGGUAAAGAUAAUGUCUUCAUCUGACAUUUAUCACGGAAGAGGGGACAGCAUGAGAAAUGUGUUUGUGCUUCUAAUGUACAUGAAUGCUUGAUACCAGUGCAUCCUCUGGACGACCGAUAUGAUAAUGAAAAGGAAAUUUCUCAAAAGAUGCUAUGCUCAGAUAUAUGUAUGUGUAUAUAUGAGAUGCGAACCAUGUCCAAAUAUGACCAAAUGCAGUGCGGCCUGACCUGCGUCAAUGUUACUGAACGAGGCCGGCGUGAAUCCCCAAAACCAAUCAAUCAAAAAGCACUUACUCAAAACCAUGCAUGCUACUUUCUCAACAUCAGUGGUAUCUCUCGCAAACAUCAUGCAGCUUCAUGCCCGCACUGCCGGAGCAGUGACGUCUAUCUCGACCGAAACGACAACGUAUAAUCCAGAUUAAAUCCAUGCCAGAACAUAAGAAAAAGGUGCUGGUGAUCGCAGUCGAUCACCUCUUUGCGAGAGCCUGCUGUUCCAUAACAUAUAGCUCUCUCACAACGCGGGCCAUGGUGAUGCGCUGUGUCGGCGCGGGUAUCAACAUAUCAGAAACAAGCCGCUCGAGCUUGUCGCGCGGGUAAAGCUUCUCCCUCGCCACCGCAACCUCGCUCAGCCAUCUGUACAUCUGAUCCACAGCAGGGCAAGGCUGGGCGGGGCCCCUCUGCUGCGGGUUCGGCGGGGGCGGGGGUCGAUUCACGUCGGCAAUCAUCCAGUACAGCGCCGUCUGCUUCGCCUGCUUCCGCGAGCGUGCGUCCGGGAAGGGAAUCUUGCCGAGGACGUAGAGCAUCGUCACGCCGAGCGCCCAGACAUCCGACGGCGGGCCACGGAGCUUCUUGCCGAUGAACUCGGGCGGGAUGUAGUACGGCGUGCCACCCGUCGUCACGGGCCCGCUGGUGUGCGUCGAAAGGCCAAAAUCGCAGAGCACGGCGCCGCGGGAGGGCGAGUAGAGGAUGUUGGCGGGCUUGAUGUCGUUGUGGACGAGGUUCUUGCUGUGAAGAUAGUGCAGGGCGCCGCUGAUGUCGCGCGCGAUGGCGAAAGCGUCGGCGCGGUCGCCGAGGAAGCUGUGAUCCAGCUGGGAGCGCCAGACGCCCUUUGCGCUGAGGUCCUUUGCGUCGACGUGCUCCAUGUAGAGAGAAAGGUAGCGGGCAUCGCCGCCGUAGAGCUUUACGAUGGACUCGUGGCGGAGGUCAUCUUGGGAUUGGUACUCGCGGAGCCACAUGUCGGCCUGCCGGAUCACGUUGCGCUCGUUGUUAUCCUGGGGCUUUGAGGCGGUGUUGGCGGUUGCGUUGGCGGUGCGGGUCUUAAGGACUUUGACGGUGACGAUGCCGUCUGGGACAUUGGAGUGCUCUGCGGUGAAGACGGAGGAGAGGGCGGUGGAGGCGAUUUGGUCGCGCUUGGAGACUGUGUACUCGUCGAUCUCGCAGCCGCCGGGGAUGACGACCGUCUCGUCCUUUUGCAUGUCCAGGAGGGCGUGGCCGUUUGUCGCCACAAGCUCUCUGCCCUUGGCUUCUGUGGGCAGGGGAAAUACGAGGGGUUGUGCUUGUGGUCUGAGGAACAUGAUGACGCCGUCUUCCUUUUCCUUCUUCACCAUGCCGGCCUCCUCCGUCGUACGAGCCUUCUUCUCGGACCGUGGCUCACCAUCGUCGGCGGUGAAUGACCGCUUACCAGAGGCGUUGAGGGCAUCCGAGUUUGAGCUUGAGGGGAGUUCGUCUUUGAGGUCCGAGUCGGCAUGUUUGAAGUAGGCGGGCCGCUUCUCCAGGAUCCUAAAGUCGAGCACUUCAACAUCGCGAACGUUUAUCCUCCAUGUUCCUGGUGACAGCGCCUUGGGGGCUCCCGGAUUGACUCCCCAGCUGGCGCAAGAACCUGGACCGUCGGAUAUCCUCGUUAAUGAGAUGGGCACCUCGGACCUGUUCAGUAGGAUCUGGUUAUCGCUCGUCGGAUCAUAGUAGAGCUCGCACCACAGUGGUGGGCGGGGCGUGUUGUCGUCCAACCGCUCCGGCGGGAUGCGCACGGAGAACUUGAUGUCCCGGGACGUCUGGGAGACGGCGAGCACCUUGUGCUGAGGUUCCUGCUCAGAGGCAACCUCGGCGCGGAGGGCGAGCCACUGGCAAUUGUAGUUGCCCGGGCUCACCGAGCGGCUCCGAGUAAGGGGUCGGACGAGUAUGCGGAUGCCCUGCUUGUGGUGGUGCUCCUCAACACGGAGCUUGUCGAGCGGCACGGGGUCGCCCGAGAUGAGGUCAAAGGGUUCCUCUACGCGGAUGUUUCUCAUACGGGCAUCGAUUUCAGAUUGAGAGAACGGUUCUGUCUUUUCUUCCGACGGCUCCUCCGAGCCGCGGAUCCGGCGGUCUCCCAUCAAGCAAGGGAAGGGAUGACGAUGUUGCCUAGCCUCCCGUGGCCCAUGCGCGGUUCGAUUUGCGAUGGCGGCUCGGCAGCUACGGAUACCUUACAGGGAGAUGGACUCUGGGACCACGCCAGGCACUCCGGACGGCGGGUCGUGGGGUGAGAGGUGUGAGUCGUCGUUGUCGUCGCAGUGGCAAUGAGGUGAGUGAGUCUGGCCGGGACGGGUUGGCCUGGACACGUAAGUUUGGUGUGAGGUAAGAUGUCGUCUAUCCUGGUAUGGCCAGGCAGACAGGCGAGUUGAGUGAGAGUGAGAUGGUGCGCGGCAGGGUGAGCGUGGUUAGAUCUUUUGCGAUGGGCAGGGUUCAGAGCGCAGCGGUCUGUAGGUUGGCCGAGGCGUGAUUUAUGAAUGGGGAAAAGGGGAAAGGAACAGGAGGAGAGAAACAGUUUCUCUGCCAGGUACAGAUGCAGGAACAGCACGGCAUUAAUGAGCCUCCUGAGCACUGCCAACAAGCUGUUCUGUCGGAGUGUUGGAGAAGGGCAGACGGACAGAAGUCGACGUCAGAUGAACAAAUGGACAGAUGAGCCCAAUGUCAACUGGAGAGCAGACGACGGCGGGGAACGGGAUAAACGGGGAGUGAACGGGGUUGAGCUGACUUGAGCUGACGGGGGGAGGGACCUUGGGACCUUAUGGGAGGGCCUGCUGAUGGAGUCUCAGCCUCAAGUAGUUUAUCGGCCGACCAGCAGGGCAAAGAUACUAAUUGUAAGAUUACGCUGCUCUAGCAGCAACUUGAGUGUUUGAGUGAGAUUCGCUCAGUGUCAGCACGUUCAGCGAUAUCUUUGUGUGUGGCCGCAACUAAGGACGAAACACACGCACUGAGUACGGAAGAUGAGUUUGGAACGCGCGCAUAUCCCUAGGUUUAAAGAGUCAUCGAACCCUGUGGAACGAGACUGGUGCCUAGGGCCGGUUGGCCUUGGUCUUGGAGAAGAGGUGAGGGGAAGAGGAAAAUCGACUGAAAUGAUGGGCUGGCCGGGCUGCAGGGCUUCCAACCAGGCAUGGCGCUGG
Colletotrichum scovillei is the source of this 4338-nucleotide messenger RNA. RefSeq lists its product as uncharacterized. Lineage: Eukaryota; Fungi; Ascomycota; Sordariomycetes; Glomerellales; Glomerellaceae. Bases 23 to 886 code for a protein of 287 amino acids. The transcript has 3 exons. The record is from RefSeq and is a predicted model, not a curated record.